Molecule: messenger RNA, 2484 nt
Organism: Laccaria bicolor S238N-H82
Lineage: Eukaryota; Fungi; Basidiomycota; Agaricomycetes; Agaricales; Hydnangiaceae
Exons: 7
Coding region: 1-2484 (827 amino acids)
Source: RefSeq, a predicted model, not a curated record
AUGUUUGGCGGUGUAUGUGGCGAAAUGUUUGGCGGAAUGUUUGGCGGCUACAUCGGUCCUGCAUCACCGGUUAGGAAGACAAGACGUCCACCCAUUACUUACCCUCGACGACCUCCCACAAGCACCCCGGCACACACGGACGACGACAGCAACAACCCGGGAUUGCCAUGUCACAAAACUAUGGAGACGACGUGGCAGAUGUGCCACGUCGUCCAGACAGUGACAACGCAUGCCGUCUUCGCUGUCCAGGUUGUUCAGGUAAGUGCCUACGAACGAGCCCUACACCCACAAACAAAUGACGAGCGCCCAGGACACGACGACCCCGCCCACGAAUGCAAACGACCGCCCACAAACGAAGACGACCGCCCACAAACCAACCUGUCGAAACGAGCACAAAGAGCAGGCGUGAAAGGGCAUGUUGAGGAUAGCCACAAUGAGAGGGUGGGUAUGCAAGCACCACGACCCAAGAACCCACCAUGUAUCAUUCCCCACAACGUCGACUUCCACCAACGGACCUCGCCUCGCAGACCAACCCUGCCUAUGCUGUCAAAAUCCUGGGGUGAAGUUGCCAUUCCCCUGAUCUUCCGAUCCUCGCAAGGACGCACGGCAGUGUCAAUUGACACUCGCACUGCCCUUGCGAGGUUCAUUGGUCAUUUAUGGAGGCAUACCCUCCUGCAGCCCAAAAUUGGCUACAAUCACGCCGGAACUCCCGUUGCCACCUGUUGCAACCAGGUUGCCACCCUGGAUGGGACCAAAAUUGUAACCAAAAACUCUUUGGUUGCUCCUAAUUAUAACGGCAAUUUUGAUAGGAACGUCCACAACAAGUUAGAACCGGUUGUUGUUGCUGCUGAUGACGUGUUGAACGUUGAGGAGAACCAAGGAAGAUUGAAGAUGGAUCACGCAUCCCCAUUGCCGACAGUCCUUAAAGUCGACAGGGCAUCCGAUUAUGGAGCGGAAAUUCACUGGUCUGAUCGUCGCAGACAGAAUCUCUCACUUCCCAUAUCGAAACUCCCCUCCGAGAUUCUCUCCAGUAUCUUUUUUCUGGGAGUAUUUUUCAUGGAUUCGCCAUGUCCUGCAGCUGUUGCUACACGGCUUUCUCAAGUCAGCCACUCUUGGCGCAUGGUGGCACUUGGAUGCUCCUCGCUUUGGGGUCGCGUUAUUGACUUCGCCCGUGCCGCGCCUGAAUGGACAGAAGAGCUUCUGCGGCGCGUAGGAGAAUCUCCUAUCGACUUGAACUUGCAAUCCGAAUCCCUCAAAAAUGAGACCCUCGCCAGAGCACUUCAACACUUGCGUCAAGCGCGAAUUUUCAGCUUAUUCCGGUGGCCAUCGUCAUCAGAUGUGGACUCUAUCUUGACUACUUACCUCGCUCAGCAAGCACCACAUGUAGAACAAUUCAUCCUUCGGUUUAUGGGAGCGAGAGCGACGUCAUUCUUACUACCCUCCAAUUUCGGGGAAUGCUUGCCUUCACUUCGCCUUCUUGAGCUGCAGGGGUGCAACGUCGACUUCCGUCUGCCCUUGUUCCAGCGACUGGAAAUUCUGUUCGUCUACGACAUAAAAGAUCAUAGAGCGCCAACGGCUGCUAAAUGGCUAGACAUAUUGGCGAAUAUGCCUUUACUCGCCAGAGUUUGGAUCGCAUCGGCGACUUCUGAUGUUCAUGAGAACAUACUCUCAACUGCCCAUCUUCCAAACCUGAAGAAACUCUCCCUUUCCUCAUCCCUGCUUGUUUCUGCCGCCAUUAUAUGCAAUCUUAUCCACCCAGAUACCACAAAUGUAGCCCUUUUUUGCACCGACGCGACUUCAGGCGUUGAUCUCGAACGUCUCUUCGUCAAGCUUUCGCGUCAUAUGUCACUAUCGAAUUCUCGGAGCCACAACCCAAGCAUUGACGUGACAAUUAAAGGAAUGUGCAUCAGCGUCAGAAAUUGGUGGGGCUACGGAUGUUUGGCAGAAGGGAGGGUAAGCAUAGCACUGAAUCAUAUGUCGGACAUGACUCGGCAUCCUCUCAUUGCUGCGAUCAUCGCCGCAUUCGGAAGUAUCUUUCAAGAAGCAACAUCGUUGGAGUUCGAGAUGGGACUUGACCUCACUGUUUCUGAUUCGGAGGAGUCUCUACUACUUGACCUUCUACGCAAGUUUGAAAGGGUGGAGCUGUUGAGCUUUCCCUUCGAUUGGCGCAUAUUCGCCGUUCUGCAACGAACCCAUAGGCCUUUGACGGUCAGCCCAUUCGAUGUUAGCAAAGCUGAAGCUGAACGGGAUAUACGAAUUCUAUUUCCAUUGUUGCGAAAACUGAGGUUUUGGAGCAUAUUUGAUGUCGACUGUACGCAAGUCUUUCAGAACUUGAUACCCAUUCUUCGCCACCGCUCAAGUAUUGGCGCGAGUAUCACGACUCUUUAUCGGGAGGACUUCAAAUUCGACGUCCAGCAGACUAGGUUGUUAAAGGAACUCGGACUGCAGGUUUACAACUACAUGGACGAUGAGAAUGAAGUAUAG